Messenger RNA from Cotesia glomerata, 1506 nucleotides. RefSeq lists its product as uncharacterized. The transcript is spliced from 4 exons. NCBI's taxonomy places the organism in Eukaryota, Metazoa, Arthropoda, Insecta, Hymenoptera, Braconidae. The record is from RefSeq and is a predicted model, not a curated record. Bases 40 to 1506 code for a protein of 488 amino acids.
GUCCGGCGACUGAUAUUAUGAAAGUAACGUUAGGAUUAGAUGAUAAUUAUUUAUUAUGCAGUUCAUGUCGAAAAAAAAGCUUCAGAGUUAGUGAAGCAACAAACAAAUGCUCGUAAUGAUCCUAGUGCUGAUGUAAGUGACCGUGAAGACAACUAUAGUGACAAUAAUGACAACAAUGAUCAGGCUGAUAAUGAUAGUAAUACAACUGCCACGGAUCUCCCAUUAUCCUUAUCAUUCCGUUCCAUGUCAUUUGAUAGCGAACCCGAAGCAUCACAAUCAAGCUCAGGAUCCCAAGUUAGCGCUGCAACUCAAUUACCCGUAAUAAACCAUGCAUUAGAAUUGUUAAAUCAAUCACCGAUUCCAUCGAAGAAAUUGAAUGAUAAUCAAUUUUUGAACAAUAAAAUAAAUCGGGUAUCCGACAGCUUGAAAAAAGUUUUGCUUUCUUCUUCAGAUGAAGAAUCGAUUGAUGACGAUGGUGAAAAUUUUCGCUCUCUAAUUAAAAUGUUGUAUGAUAAAUUCAACGAUAAAGAAACUGAUAAGUCUUUGAAUAUACAAAUUUUAAUAUUAUUACCUGUAAAAUGGAGUGAGAGACGUAUUUGUGAAACUAUGAAUACAUCAAGACAUUUGUCAAGAGUAGCAAAAAAUUUGGUUGAAGAAACGGGUUUACUUUCUACACCUGAAUCGAAAUUAGGGAGGACAAUUACUGAUCAGGUAAAAUUAAAAGUUGAAAAUUUUUACAACGAUGAUGAGUAUAGUGCUCAAAUGCCCGGUAUGAAAGACUUUGUAUCAAUUCGAAGUGAUGAUGGUAAUCGGAUACACGUCCAAAAAAGACUUAUCCUGUCUAACUUAAAAGAAUUAUACCAAUGUUUCUGUGAAAUAAAUCCUGCUGAGAGAAUUGGAUUUUCAAAAUUCGCUUCUUUGCGACCAAAACAUUGUGUGUUAGCAGGGGCAAGUGGAACACACACCAUCUGCGUGUGUACGAUUCAUCAAAACGUGAAGUUAAUGAUGCUUGGUGCAAAUAUUUAUUCUUUGACAAGGAACACAGAAAAGCCCAUUAAACACUACAGCGAUUACUUGAGCAUGAUUAUAUGUGAAAAUCCAUCUUUUCAGUGUUAUUUAGGUGGAUGUAAAAACUGUCCUGGGGUCGAUGAGUUGAGUAAAAUUUUACUAAAAUGUUUUGAGGACCGGGAAAUCGAGAAUAUUACAUAUAAAUAUUGGAUAUCAAAACCGAGAAGUAGUUUAGAAACUAUUAUUAAGCCUACAGAAGAAUUUGUGGAAAAAUUUUGUAGUGAGUUAGAAAUUCUUCUACCUCAUUCGUUCAUUGCUAAGGAGCAAGCCCAAUUCUUGAAGACAUUGAAAGAAACAUUGAAACCAAACGAAUACGUUAUUAUUUGUGAUUUUGCAGAAAAUUAUGCCUUCGUAGUACAAAAUGCGGCAGCUGGUUUUCACUGGAAUAAUAAUCAGGCAACAGUUUUUCCAGUCGUUAUUUAUUAUAAAAGUAAAUAA